UUACACUGUGCUGCUCACUCACACACCAUCAAAUUCACGCUCUCUCAGUCUACUCAAACAGUGAUCAGCAGACACUGAUCGCGAGUCGAAGAUCAUGUUCGUAGUGAAGUGCGAAAUGAAAGGACGUACAGGUCCAACAACGUGUUGUUCAAAAAGUGUUAAAGAAAUGUGUUUUUCAUCAACAUCAAAAAUCGCAUAACAAAAAAGUGCAUCAAGCCGAUCUUGUGUUGACUGCCCAUGCGCAAAAUCCACCAUGGCUUCGGUGAAGGUGGCCGUUAGGGUCCGGCCCUUUAACAAAAGGGAAUUGGCAAUGAAUGCCAAGAUGAUAGUGCAAAUGGAUGGAAAGAGGACUAGAAUUUUCAACACAAAGACUCCAGGAAGCUGCAGAGAUAUCGACCGAGAGAAAUAUAAGGACUUUACUUUUGAUCACAGUUAUUGGUCCUACGAUGACAGCGAUGAUAACUAUGCUUCUCAGGAAGAGGUCUACUAUGAUCUUGGUUUGGAAGUCAUAGAAAGUGCCUUCGAGGGUUACAAUGCCUGCGUUUUCGCCUAUGGACAGACUGGAUCCGGAAAAACGUUCACUAUGAUGGGCACUCCGGAAGCCCAAGGACUGAUACCACGAAUCUGCAAGACACUUUUCGCACGAAUGGCAGCUGGAAAAGAAACCGGCACUUCCUAUCGGACCGAAGUUUCAUUUCUAGAAAUACACAACGAGAGAGUGAAAGACUUACUCAGACCUGAUCAGUAUCAGUCUCAUUCUCUUAGAGUUAGAGAACAUCCAAAGAAAGGUCCAUACGUGCAAGACCUGUCGAGUCAUCUUGUUUAUGAUUAUUCCGAUAUUCAGGAAUGCAUGGUCAGAGGUAAUACGCAUAGAACGACUGCUAGCACAAAUAUGAACGACGUCAGCAGUCGAAGUCAUGCAAUAUUUACCAUAACUUUUGUGCAAGCUGGAUUCUCCGAAGGUAAUAUGCCCUCGGAAACGGUGUCCAAGGUGCAUCUUGUCGACUUAGCUGGCAGUGAACGAGCAAAUGCGACGGGCGCAACUGGUCAACGAUUGAAGGAAGGUGCACAUAUCAACAAGUCCCUUGUGACUCUAGGUUCUGUGAUAUCGGCCCUGGCCGAAGUUAGCUGCAAUGAUUCAAAUAGUUCCAAGAGUAAAGUCUUUAUUCCCUAUCGUGACAGUGUUCUGACCUGGUUACUGAAGGAUUCUCUUGGUGGUAAUUCCAAGACAAUAAUGAUUGCCGCGAUCAGUCCUGCCGAUUGCAACUACGGAGAGACACUCAGUACCCUCAGAUACGCGAAUAGAGCCAAGAAUAUCAUCAACAAGCCGACAAUUAAUGAGGAUCCGAAUGUCAAGCUCAUCAGGGAGCUUAGGGCGGAAAUCGAGAAACUCAAAUCACAAAUUGGAAAGGACAUGAGUAUAGAGAGACCUCCGCAGAAUCUGCUCGCGCAAAUACACGAGAAACAGGAGCAAGAGAAAUUGCUGACGGAAGAAUGGGCGGAGAAGUGGCGAGAGACACAGCAAAUUCUCCAGGAACAACGAGCGUUGGGUUUGAGGAAAAGUGGAGUUGGCGUUGUUCUCGAUUCGGAGAUGCCGCAUUUGGUUGGAAUUGAUGACGAUCUAUUGAGCACUGGUGUGACGCUCUAUCACUUGAAAGAGGGAAAAACACUCGUAGGCACUGAGGAGGCAUCAAUAACACAGGAUAUUGUCCUAAAUGGCACCGAUGUCGAUCCGGAACAUUGCGUCCUGGAAUUGGAAGGCGGUGUCGCGACUCUACAUCCGCUUUCGUCACACUGCUGGAUCAAUACAGCUCAAGUCGACAAGGCCACGAGACUCUCGCAAGGUUGUAUCAUCCUCCUAGGAAGGAAUAAUAUGUUCCGCUAUAAUGACCCCGCGGAGGCUGCAAAAUUACGGAAGGAAGGCGGACUCGGUAAUGGCAAUCUUCAAUCGACCGUUGUCAAUCUCUCACGAUUGUCUCUACUCAGCUGGAGUGUUUCCGAUCUGCACGCCUCGUCAUCCAGCGACAAUUUACUUAAUUCCAGCGAGGAUCUACGAGCCUUCGAGGAACUCGAGCAACAAAAGGCUGCGUUGAUCAAAGAGAAGGAGGACUUCAAGAGAGAGCAAGAGGAGCGGGAGGAGCGAUGGGCUGCAAGACGUGAGGCAUUGGAAGAGGCGCAACGUGAAUUGGAGCGUGAAUGGGGUGCUCAGUGGCGAGAAUGGGCUGAGGGAAUUGCAGCAUUGGAAAGACGACAACGGGAACUAAGAAAUCGUCGUCACCACGUUGAACAAGAGCGACGCGAUGAGAUGACUCAAGUAGAAAGUUUGUGUAGGGAAGUCGCCUCUCUUCGCACCACACUUCAAUCCAAGCAUCGACAGUUUCAAGAAUUCAUGAACAAUCACAAUCGUUUGCAGAGACUGGAACGCCCUUGGAGCGAGACGGAUGAGGGAAUUGAAAAAAAUCGGAGUCUUCCAGAAUCGUGGUCGAGUUUCAAUGAGGAGAAGUCCUUGGAUGUGAUGCAAAAAUUAGCGAAUCAUCGUUCAUUUGAUGCCCUUUUCCAAAAAGAAUUGGCUGCAUUGGAGGCUGAAUUGCAAAAUAAAGUCCGAUCGUUGAAUGAACAUCAGAGCAAAUUGGAUCGAAUGGAGGAAGAACUUUUGGAAAUUACUGACAAGCAGAAGCAACUCGAUGUUUCCGAUGAAGGUGAAGAACUUUCGGAGAAGAAAAUUCUGCUGGCCAAAAGAUCGCAGGAGCAACUACAAGAAAUUUUGAAGAGAAAACAAAGUCUUUCGUUGAAUUUGAAAAGGUCAUUACCAGCAUCAUCGGAGGAGAGAUCGUCGUUAAGUGAAGAAAUGCUUUCAACGAGUGAUAUCAAAUCCUUUCAGGAUUCUUGCAAGCGUAAAUUGAAAUUGGCGACGGCUUUGAGCUUAAUUAAUCAGGAUGUACCAAGUUCGAUAGAUACGGUCGAAACAUUUCACACGGCAGCCGCCGAUUCUCCUCAAUUUCCCGGCUUGGAGAAUCAAAAUGGCACAAAGGAGAUGAAAACUGUUGAAUUAUCAUCCAAUGGAAGUAGCAGCGACACGGAUCUUGAUUUUCAAACCUCAACCAAUGAAAUACAAUUAUUCGGUCCUGAAAUUGAUGACAGUACUUUGUCAAUAUCAACGGCAACAACAGCGGCAAUUGGACAAAUUGAUAAAAAUUCCCUACGCAGCGAUAGUCGUCAGGAAUGCAGUACCGAUUGUGAUUUAACUGAGGACGAGAAAUAUUUUGAUGCUGAUGAUUUAUUGCUGGAUGAAAAUGAAGAAAUGAAAAUUAUAAACCAAAGAAUUGUUCGACAAAGAUUAUUAAUUACAAAGUGUAUGCAAUCAGGUCCACCAUCGAAUGAGGAAUUGAAUCGUCAAAUUGACAUUCUUCAGGAUCUGCGAAAACAACAGAUUGAACUCGAGAUUUCUUUGCUCGAUCAGAAACGAGGUGUUCGCGGUGAAAUUGAUAAAGGACUAAAAGGAAUUGAUAUUGAGAUGAAGGACGGAGGGGAAUUUGUCAAUUUAGAUGGAAUGAGAAAUAAUUCACAUGGAAGUGUUUCGAAUGCCUCAACGACCAUGGAUUCAAUUAUGUUUCAAAGCAGAUUAUCCGUUCCGAAUGACGAGGAAGCUGCGAGAUUGAUCGCGGCUAAAGUCACACCAAAUCGGGGAUAUUCUUCCGUUUAUCUCACAAGUUUGAAUCGAGGAGAUCGACUGAGCAGUCCGUACGCCUUGACAAUAACGAGAUCCCUGCCUUCGUUGAUAACAAACGAAAAUCUUGGCGAGAACGUGAUCGACAGGAUCAUAAGUGUGCCCUCAUAUGUUGUCCGAGGUGCAGGAACUUCCAGUCAUUAUGAAUACGAGGUUCGAGUGAUUGCUCAAGACGACAGUUGGACACUACUUCGACGUUAUCGAAGAUUUCGAGAACUUUAUACAACCAUGAGACAAAAAUAUGGAAGCAAGGUAACAGCAAUUCGAUUUCCACCACGACAAGUGUUUGCCAGGUACGAGGUCAUUGCCCGUCAGCGCCGAAAGAAAUUGGAAGAAUAUCUACGGAAAUUGAUUCAAGUUUGCUCGGAAAUACCGGAUUGCGAGGCUCUUUAUAAAUACAAUGGGAAUUUAGCUAAUAUCGAUAAGCAAUCUUUACUUGAAUUCAGCUCCUUUUUUCGAAAAGGAACAUUUGAAAGCAGUAAAUUUGGCACUAGCUAAAAUUUAUUUAUUGACUCAAAUGAGUCAUCAUCCUGUUUUUAAAACAGAAAAUUUAGGUACUUUUUUUUCUAUUUACUUAAUUAUUAUUUAUUUUUAUAUCGAUUUACAAGAACAAUUUUUUUUUAUUUAAAAUAAUUUUAUUCGUUCUUUUAAUGAUUUAUUUAUUUUUCUAACAGAAUACAUUUUUAGUUAGUUAGUAAUUUUUUGUUCGAAUAUUUUGAGUUGAGAACUGAGAGAAAAGAACGAAAAUGAACGUAAAUCUGAUAAAAAAUAUGCUCUUUUAAAAAGCAUUACAAAAUUCGCUAUAUUUUCUCAAAUUUAAAAUUUCUAAAAGCGAAUAUGAAUGAAGGGGAAAAAUUAAUUCUAAAAUCGUAAAAUACAUAUUCUAGGUACGAAUUAAAUAUAAUAGGUAAAUUCAAUAUAAUUGAAAAGAAUAUUUAGAAAAGAAAAAAAUUCGUAAUUACAAAAAGUGAAAUUAAUCACAUUCUCAUGAAAUAUCAGUAUUUAAUUAUAAGUUGGCACACAAAGGCAGGGAAAACUAAACAGAUUACCUCGAUCACGGAUUUAUUCUCUACUUUUUGUUAUAAUUUAGAUAUUUAAUUGUUACCUUUUAUUACUUUUUCUUUUCCGUCAUAAUGAUGAAAAAUUAUUUUUUAACACUCUGACUGAGGAACUUUGAUCUGGAAAAAUUUAUUUAUAUUCCAAUGUUUAUAUUGUUAUGUGUAAAACCUCUAACAUGUUAACCAAAUAGAUAAUUUGUUAUAAUUACAAAUUUUCGCAAAUUUCGCAUCUCUUAAUAGUUUUCUUAAAAAGAAAAAUGAGAUGUUAAAUUUAAAGCUGCGCUAAAAAUAUCAUUGUUGCAAAUUUUAUUUGCGUUUCAUAUAUUGUAUAUAUAUCAUCACGUUAACAAUAAUGUUUUUUAAAACUUGAUCAAUAUAAUAAUAAUAAUUUGGGGGACUAAAGAAUAUGAUCAAGAUUCGAGAAAACAGACCAUGAGGAAUUAAUAGAUAUAGCCAUAUUAUCAAUUUACUAGUUAUUCAAAUUUAGAAGAAAAGUAUACAAGUAGAAAAAAAUUCUGUCAAAAAAGAAAAUCACAAUUUAAUUUUCUAACCAAUUAUUUUUCCAAAAAAGAGGAAACAAAAAUUAAUAUCACAGUUAAAACUGGAAAUAUAUUUAUAUCGAUAAAACCGCAUAUCGCAUAUUAUUAUAGAAAAAAAAAACUAUUUAAUCAGUUGGAAUUGAGGCUGUGUAAACUAUAAAAAAAAGGCUUAAUGGACCUCAUUGUUGUCGAGAAUCCUAAAAAAGUAGGCUUUUAGUAAAUUUUGUAGUUUUUAAUAAUUAUGUUACUUCGUUUAAAACGUUUAUACGACUUUAAAUAACUAGAAUAUAUUCAUAAAUUGCAAAAAAAAGCCAAGAAAUUGUACAUAUCGUGAAAUAAACAUUCUUUUUAGCUUUAAAA
Leptopilina heterotoma is the source of this 5684-nucleotide messenger RNA. It is a transcript of the gene Klp98A, whose product is annotated as kinesin-like protein Klp98A. NCBI's taxonomy places the organism in Eukaryota, Metazoa, Arthropoda, Insecta, Hymenoptera, Figitidae. The record is from RefSeq and is a predicted model, not a curated record. Gene Ontology annotation, biological process: microtubule-based movement. The transcript is spliced from 15 exons. The coding region runs from base 254 to 4225 and encodes 1323 amino acids. Gene Ontology annotation, molecular function: ATP binding; microtubule motor activity; microtubule binding.